This is a messenger RNA of Colletotrichum graminicola M1.001, 183 nucleotides long. RefSeq lists its product as uncharacterized. Bases 1 to 183 code for a protein of 60 amino acids. The transcript has a single exon. NCBI's taxonomy places the organism in Eukaryota, Fungi, Ascomycota, Sordariomycetes, Glomerellales, Glomerellaceae. The record is from RefSeq and is a predicted model, not a curated record.
AUGUGGCACCAGUGGGAGCCAGAGAAAAAGGCAGCUGGCUGCAUGACGGCCGGCCAGUCGUCAGGCUCCAGGCGCCCCAUGCCAGACGGCAAGGUAUGGGACUCGGCGGUCGAGGCAAAGGCGGAGGAGGGGCAAGGUCUCGAGCUGCAUGAGAGGGGCGAGGGGUGCCCGCCCAAAGGAUGA